This is a messenger RNA of Cadophora gregata, 1041 nucleotides long. RefSeq lists its product as uncharacterized. The transcript has 7 exons. The coding region runs from base 1 to 1041 and encodes 346 amino acids. Gene Ontology annotation, molecular function: oxidoreductase activity, acting on NAD(P)H. Lineage: Eukaryota; Fungi; Ascomycota; Leotiomycetes; Helotiales; Ploettnerulaceae. The record is from RefSeq and is a predicted model, not a curated record.
AUGAAAGCCAUCCUUCUUGCUGAAGCGGGCGGGCAAUAUGCCCCAGUCGACAAUCUUGACGUUCCAAAGCCUUCACACAAACAGGUUCUCGUCAAGUCUCUUGUGACGGGCAUCAAUCCAGUCGAAGAGUUCAUGCGCGCCGGUUUUCUGGUCCUCUCCUGGCCAAUAGUCCUUGGCUGUGAUGCAUCCGGUGUUAUCACAGAGGUCGGAAACGAAGUGACGAAGUUCAAGGUUGGGGAUUCGGUGUUUGGAUGUACGAGGUUGGGUGCGCCGGGGUAUGGGACGUUCCAGGAAUAUUUCCUGAUGGAUGAGAAUAUCACGUUCAAGAAGCCGGACAAUAUCAAUCGAGAACAAGCUGCCACACUUGGGGUUGGGUUGUUGACUUCAUCCUUAGGAUUGAUCAGUGGUGCAGACAUCGAACUUAAGUCAGCUGGAGGGAAGGUGGGCGAUGAGUGGAUUCUGGUUCUGGGUGCGGCUGGAAGCGUAGGACAAUAUGCCGUCCAGAUUGCAAAACUCUGUGGAUUCAAAGUCCUUGGAUCUUGCUCACCGGCCAAUGACAAGUUCCUGAAAACUGUCGGAGCGGAUGCGACAUUCAACUACAAGAUUUCACUGGAAGAGCAACUGAAAGAAAUAGCGAGCAUCACAGGUGGAAAGUUCAGCCGAGUAUUCGAUGCAAGUGCAAUGGCAACAGAGACAGGAAUGGAAGCACUUGCUCAACACGGCGAUUCCAAAGCCAGCACGAAAUAUUUCGUUACUACUAACGACUGGGUGCCGAUUGAACCAAAGAAAGGCAUUACAGUCAAUAUGGUGUCCUUGGGGAAGAUCGGGAAGAAUGGAGAUGAAAGCACUCGGCAGGUGAACCAGGAUAUUGAGGACUUCAUCCCCGUAUUGGAGAAGUAUCUGGCCGAUGGUUCAUUGAAGCCGAUGGAUUAUGAAGUGGUGGGAGAUACUGGAGUGGAGGAAGUCUUGAAAGCACUGGAGGCGUUCAAUUCCAAGAAGAGUGCCACGAAGAAGGUUGUGGUAAGACUAGCUGCAGAGUAG